GCAGGGUCAAAUUGGUCGGGUUCGAUGGCUGAUGAUGGCGUAGUACCAUUCGUCGUAGGUGAUUUUAUUUUUAUUUCUAGGUAGGUACUUAGGUAGGAGAAAGGAGUCUAAGCCGGGGUUGAUGUCACCGAGUGGUCUCACAUUUUCUUGAGCUCUCUUCCAAGCUUAAGACUUAUUCUUCCAACAUCUCUUUUUUUCCCCUCCAUUCUGACAUCUUUGAAGCUCUCGUGAUUUUGUCUAUUAGUAUUACAUCAAUAGAGAUAGCAUAUACGAAGCUGGUCUUGAUUGCUAUCUAUAUACUGUUUCUAAUACCCGUCCCUUUAAAUUGUACCUAUUGUCCGAAUUGUCGUAAAGACGCAGUUGCCGUCGAGAUGGCGGUUCGGCCCGGUGAAGAAAACGUUGCGACCCUCUUCGGAGACGUCCAUUAUUUCUAUAGCCCACCCGAGGCGAAGCCACCGCAUCAUCGCUUCGAUAAGGGAUCUUACGUGUAUUUGUUCGAAAAUGCGAAUGACCGGAGAGCGCGUGUCGAGAUCGCGAAUCAACCAGGCACGGAUGACCAGGACGCCUUCGAUGGAUUUCUAGACAGGACGCGUGUGCGGUAUUCUUAUAAGCAACAAUGCCUCGUAAAUAUCUUAGUCGAAGGUGUAGCCGGUCCGCCGAUAGACCAAAGUCAAUGGCAUCUUCCGACCUACGAUCCUCGAAAUGAGAACAAGUACCACUACAAACUUCACUCGCUCGAUAUCUACUUCUGGACUCAGGCCGACGCCUUACAGUUCGUCAACGGCGUGCGACGAGUCCUACCUGCAUCUCAAGUAGAAGUCGCAGAUGAACCAGGCCCGCCGCCACUUCAAUACAACCAAUCUCAAGACACGAAUCCCCUAGUACAGAAGCUAGAAAAUGUCGCCAUCUCGGAUCCGAAGUACUCAAGUCCUAAGCCCGCGCCACAGGGAGUACCUACCUUCGCACCACCUCCAACCUCGGCAGCAACAGUCGAUAGUAAAGGAAGCUCGAGCUCUCCCCAGAGCUUUGCGCCGAUGGCUUACAACCCAGCUGCGCCAGCUGCUGCAGAACAGAGAAUACACCGAGAGAAAACUCCUCCUCCACCGGAAGACGAACACGACCCCCUCGCCGCGGCCGUCGCUCGCGACCAAGCUCCGCCGUAUACUCCUGGUUACGGAGCUACUAAUUUCUCGGCUCCGCCAGGCAGCCAUGGUCUUCCCGGCCCUCCACCGCAGACUCACCCAGGUCUCGUGAGUCCCGGUCUGGUUAGCCCGGGUCUACCAACUCCCGGCAUCGUGAGCCCAGGCUUUCCGCCGUCGCAGUUCGGACAUCUUCAGCGCUCGUCCACGGUGCCCGUAUCCGGGAUGGCAUCGCCGGGACUUGUGAGCCCGUACGGCGCAAAUUUCCCCGGAUCACCCGGGUUCGCGCCUCCUCCGGUCCAACCUGCGCAGCAUCAUCCAACACCACCUCCCGUGCAGAGCCCCGGCUUGCCCCCGCCGCCUCCGGGGGGGUAUGCUCAGUUCAAUUAUACCACCAGCCAGCCAGCACCUGGGGCCGUAGACUACGGUAUCCAUCAACAAGUAUACCGGCCGACGGAGCAGGAGCACGCUUCUAAGUACGGCUUGUACAAGCCUAAGCCAGAGGGCCACAGCAAACUGGGCCAGAAUGUAGAGCGAGUAGAGAAGGGUGUUACGGGAAUGCUGAAGAAAUUUGAGAAGAGGUUUGGUUGAGUACUUACUUCACUUACACUUGUAUUUGAAAAAUACCAAUUUGAAUGUCGAAUAUCAUCUUGUAAAACCCAUGCUGGCUGAUGAAUUGUGCAUGCGGGUGCGAGUAAUUGAAUCAAGGCUAAAUUUCUCGGUGUGCGGAAUAAGUAGCAUCCCUCUAGCGCUUCCCUUUAGGAUCUGAGGAUAGACGCAUCUAGGCCUUCGUCGGCACGGGAUGUUGCUGACCAUGCAGCGUGACUUGCGCGUUACGGCAACGCUAAACGAGAGGGCUACCCUACAUAUCUGCUCAAGAUACCAAAAUAAAACCAGAGGCUUGAAUA
Molecule: messenger RNA, 2047 nt
Organism: Annulohypoxylon truncatum
Lineage: Eukaryota; Fungi; Ascomycota; Sordariomycetes; Xylariales; Hypoxylaceae
Exons: 3
Coding region: 372-1730 (452 amino acids)
Source: RefSeq, a predicted model, not a curated record